Hypomesus transpacificus is the source of this 1802-nucleotide messenger RNA. RefSeq lists its product as uncharacterized. Gene Ontology annotation, biological process: protein deglycosylation. The coding region runs from base 114 to 992 and encodes 292 amino acids. The transcript has 12 exons. Gene Ontology annotation, molecular function: N4-(beta-N-acetylglucosaminyl)-L-asparaginase activity. The record is from RefSeq and is a predicted model, not a curated record. Lineage: Eukaryota; Metazoa; Chordata; Actinopteri; Osmeriformes; Osmeridae.
CCGUAAACUUGUUUCUCUGGAGCCAUAUUCACAGUUAAACCAACAACCCGUAUUUUGUUUAUUUGUCUUACAACGUACCGCUGGCCCUUAGAGCUGUUGAGAAUUCAGGGACCAUGGCAGCUGUGGGGACAUGGUCAUUCUCUCAGCCUGCUGUGGAUAGACUUCGGUCCUUGAUUACUUCUGGAUGUCAUGCUACUGAUGCUGUGGAGGAAGCCAUGGCAGAGAUGGAAAAUGACCCAGAGACAGGCCGCCACAUUGUGGGAAGAGGAGGAUUCCCAAACAGUGAAGGGUUGCUGGAGUGUGAUGCUGCAAUAAUGCAAGGCACUGCUGGGAAAUUUGGAGCAGUGGCUGCUCUCAGAGGGAUAGGGACUCCAAUUCGGGUGGCUCGUAAGGUCAUGGAUAGAAGCCCCCAUAGUUUACUGGUAGGGGAUGGAGCAGCUAUCUUUGCCAGGGAACAGGGCUUUAGCAUAGAACCCAAUGAAAGCAUGCUGAGUGUACAUUCUACCAAAGCUUAUGAGGAAUAUCUUGAAAAUACACAAAAAGCCAGUGGACAUGACACACUUGGCCUCAUUGCUCUAGACAAGAUGGGAAAUAUAACAGUGGGAGUCUCCACUUCAGGGGCUCCCUUCAAAUCCCCAGGGCGGGUUGGGGACUCACCCAUCCCAGGUUCUGGUCUAUAUGCUGAACACAUGGUGGGGGCGGCUGCAGCCACAGGUGAUGGUGACAGAAUUAUGUGCUAUUGUCCAAGUUUCCAAAUUGUUCAACUGAUGAAACAGGGAUCCACCCCCAACGAGGCCUGCUGUGCUGUCCUGGAAGACAUCAGGAGAAGGACAUUUCCAGAAAAAUGUUUUGAGAUUGGACUGAUUGCCCUGAACAUGAAGGGUGAAGUGGGGGCUGCUUCCUCGUUGGAGUUCCCCUAUGUUUUCUGGGACAUGGAGAAUGAUUCUGUAGAGAUUCGAGUUCAGCUUCCACCUUCAAACAACAAUGAAUGACUUGAAGUACAAAAAAAUGCAGGGCUCUUAAGUUUAUCAAAAGUGUGGCGGCUUGAGAUUAACAUAGGCCUACCUAUUAUAAAGUUUUGGGUACAAAAAUCUGGGGGGAGCCCUGGGGGAGGGGGGGAGUUGAGACAGCUCUCAACUCAGCAGAAAAUGUAUCUCCAUAUGCCUGCGUUUCGUCCAUUAACUGUAGCGGGACAUGUUCACCCUUAAUUCUCAGCGUGAGAAAUACAGGGUGUUGCAUGAGAGCGUGAGAAAUGGUUGAAAUGCGCAAGUCUAACGGCGCGGAGACUUGAGAGCCCUGAGUGAUACCUUAAAUGACACCUCGAUGCAUCACAUUUACUUUAUACAUAUAUACUAGUGUCUAAAAGUAGAUAUGGAAAUUGUAGUUAGAAAAGUAUGUGGAUCAAAUGUGGACAUGUUUGUUGAAGGCAUCUCGAUGUAGCCUAGAUGGACGACUUGUAGGCUACUGUAACUCAUUCCUAUGUGCAGUGUGCUGACAAGCUUAUAGAAUGUUAUUUCCUAGCCUGUCCGUCUUAAGCCACCCACAUUUACUAGAUAAUUUUCCUUAUAUUGAGAAGAAUCUAGCCUGGCAAUCAGACGAAUCGGCGAGCUGACGGUUACUUGCUGCAUUUGAGAGUUGGUCUGGCGUUGCCAGUCUAAAGAAUGUUCUGACUUUUGGGUCACAUUCAGGAUUUUUUUUUAAAACUGAAUUUGUAUUGACAAUUUGGAGUUCUGUACUUUUGAGUAAUAUUUUUGGAAUACUCUAAUCAUUGAACAGUAAAAUAAAGCAUAUCCUUGCUGCUA